AAACAUAAUACAGUGCAAACAAACCAAACCAACCACCCACAGAUAACAGUACAUACAAGCAAGCGUCGUCAGGCAGGCCGGGUCAAUAUCAGUUGGGCAGGUAGGUACAGGGGGAGCAAGCGGAGAUUGGUCGGGGUCACAGGCCAGGUUCAGCAGGUAGCUAGCAGCGUAGUACAGAGGGUCAGGCAGAGGGAUGGUCAGGGUCACAAGCCAGGGAUCAGAACAGGUAGCAGGCAGCACAAGCCAGGGAUCAGAGCAGGGUCAGCAGAGAAUCAGACAAGAACAGAGAGCAGGAACAGGAUACAGGGCCCAAGAGAAACACAACACCAAGGCAGAGUCUGCAAGUCUGGCCAU
Messenger RNA from Staurois parvus, 354 nucleotides. The record is from the annotation of a GenBank genome assembly. NCBI's taxonomy places the organism in Eukaryota, Metazoa, Chordata, Amphibia, Anura, Ranidae.